ACCAGGAAACGGAAAAAUCCCAGCCAUUUUUAGGAAUUCAAGUACGGGAAAAUAACAUAAUUCUAAGGUCAAAAUAAGAGCGAAAGUUGCCGCAUGGUCUUUUAAAUCUGAUUUCUGUUUGAAGGCGCCGUGUAUUAAAAAGUCAUAGAGAACCAGAAGACCUUAACAGAUAAUAGAAGAAGGAAGAUGAUGUCCUUUGGCGACAUGCAGAAGACAAUAAACAACCCGGUUAUUCCAUAUAUUAGGACUAUCCUUGGUGGCCUUCAACCCCUAGAGCUAGUGGUAGUGCGUGGAUAUGUUCCAGAAGAUUCAGAUAGGUUCCAGGUAGACUUCCAGUGUGGCAAUAGUGCGAAACCUCGUGCUGAUGUCGCCUUCCAUUUCAAUCCCCGGUUUAAAAAAUCUGGUUGCAUUGUUUGCAAUACCCUAGAGCACGAAAGAUGGGGUUCGGAAGAGAUCGUGUACGUGAUGCCUUUUGAAAAAGGAAAAUCAUUUGAGAUUGUUUUCAUGGUUCUGCUCGAUAAAUUCCAGGUUGCUGUAAAUGGAAAACAUUUGUUGAUCUACAAGCAUAGAAUUAACCUUGAAAAAAUAAAUACACUUGGAAUAUAUGGAAAAGUGGAAGUCCAGAUGAUUGAUUUUAUUUCAAAUAACUCUUUUCAAGGUUCUCAGCCAUCCUUGCUAGGGGCAACCAAGGAAAAGGACAAAGUACCUAGGGAAUCACAGUUUGUAGUUCCUUAUGUUGCACCACUUAAUUCUGCUGUUGCGCCUGGACAAACCAUUGUCAUUAAAGGAGAAGUUAAUGAAAAUGCAAAUAGCUUUUCUAUAAACCUUAAACCCAGUGACACAUCAGAUAUUGCUCUGCAUUUGAAUCCCCGAAUAAAAGCUAAUGUUUUUGUGAGGAAUUCUUACCUGCAUGACAGUUGGGGAGAAGAAGAAAGGAAUAUCAAUCAUUUUCCUUUUUGUCCAGGAAUGUAUUUUGAGCUGAUAAUAUUCUGUGAUGCUCUUCAUUACAAAGUUGCUGUGAAUGGUGUGCACACUCUGGAGUACAAGCAUCGGUUCAAACAACUUGGCAAGAUUAACACAUUGGAAAUCUGUGGGGAUAUUCGACUGCUGGAUGUCAGAUACUGGUAGCCAUGAAGCAUGUUCUGUUUGCAUUAAAGAAUGUUUCUCUGAUCACUUUUUGUAAUCUGGGAAAGACAGGGAGCAGUGAUAAUCUAAUGUGUAAAUUGCAACUAUUCUCAAUAUAAAAUAUCAGCUUUGCUCGAGAUUACCAGUGCUAUAUUCAUACAAGUGAAUCAGCAGGCUACACUAGCAUUCUAUGACCCUGCCCCUGAUUAUUUUGUAACUGAAGGACUGGAAGAUUUUGAAAAACUGUUUACUUUCACCAGGCUCUCACCUUUUUAGAACAUUAUAGAAAGUAUUACAAACCAGCAAAAGCCAUUAGAUGUAUAUGUUUAACAUGUUGCAUUAUAUUACAAGGACAUCAGUAUUCCAUUAGGGAUAGUGUGUGGCAACCAAGACAAUGUUGACUACGUCUCCCUCUGAUGCAAGACUGGACACAGAUGGACCAAAUGGUAGGAUGCAGUCCACCAUUAUCAGUCUUUCUCUGCUUAUUAAAAUAGUUAAGAAGUUAAAACUUCCACCACAGGUCUUAUUUCACAAAAAACAUGGAAAAGUUUGUAUUCCCACAAAGUCUUUAUACAGCUUUGGAGAGUUCAAAACUGAAUUGUAAUUUAUGUGAAGCAGUGUAGAAAACUCCCUGCUUGAAAAAUAAAACUAAUAUUGUACAAA
Molecule: messenger RNA, 1788 nt
Organism: Sphaerodactylus townsendi
Lineage: Eukaryota; Metazoa; Chordata; Lepidosauria; Squamata; Sphaerodactylidae
Gene: LGALS8
Product: galectin 8
Exons: 10
Coding region: 187-1128 (313 amino acids)
Molecular function (GO): carbohydrate binding
Source: RefSeq, a predicted model, not a curated record